Messenger RNA from Humulus lupulus (European hop), 2078 nucleotides. RefSeq names its product trehalase-like. Bases 94 to 1875 code for a protein of 593 amino acids. The transcript has 11 exons. Gene Ontology annotation, molecular function: alpha,alpha-trehalase activity. The record is from RefSeq and is a predicted model, not a curated record. NCBI's taxonomy places the organism in Eukaryota, Viridiplantae, Streptophyta, Magnoliopsida, Rosales, Cannabaceae. Gene Ontology annotation, biological process: trehalose catabolic process.
CCUAAUUACCUUAAUUUAAUUCAAACCACAGAAAUCUCUUCUUCUUCUCUUACCUGUUUUUUUUUUUCUUAAAAAAGAAAAAAGUUAUCGUCAAUGUCUGCUUCCGAUCUUCUUCUUCACACACUCUCCCAUACCCAAAACCCAUUACUACUCUCCUCAAACGACAAACCUUUCCCGACGAAUCACGUCGUACAAUCCUCGUCGUUACCCGGUUCCGAUUCCGGUCCGGUAAUCCCCACAACCCCUCUGGUCAGCUUUCUAGAAAGGGUCCAAGAAACCGCACUCCAAACAUUCGGAAAGUCAAACUUUGACCCGAAACUGUACGUGGAUUUGUCGUUGAAGACUGAUUUGACGGCCGCCGAGGCCGGGUUUGAUCGGGUCAGGGAAAGCGGGUCGGUCUCGGUCGAGGAUUUGAGGGAGUAUGUAGAGGAGUACUUCGAGGGUGCAGGGGAGGAUUUGGUGUACUCGGAAGCAGAGGAUUUUGUGGCAGAGCCAGAAGGGUUCUUGCCUAAGGUGAAGAAUGAAGAAGUGAGGAGGUGGGCAUUGGAGGUUCAUUCGCUUUGGAAGAAUUUGAGCCGGAAAGUCUCCGGCGAGGCACGGCGGCGGCCGGAGUUGCAUACUCUGCUACCUCUGCCUGAACCGGUCAUCGUUCCCGGUUCAAGGUUCAGAGAGGUUUAUUAUUGGGAUUCUUAUUGGGUGAUCAGGGGAUUACUAGCAAGUAAAAUGUAUGAUACAUCAAAAGCAAUUGUGAGUAACCUCAUUUAUCUCAUAGAAGAACAUGGCUAUGUACUCAAUGGUGCAAGAGCCUAUUACACAAAUAGGAGCCAACCUCCUCUCCUUAGUGCUAUGGUUUGUGAAAUAUACAAGAGGACUAAAGAUCUAGAAUUUGCUCAAAAAUCUCUCCCUUCUUUAAUCAAAGAAUAUCAUUUUUGGAACUCAGGUAUACAUAGUGUGACCAUUCAAGUUGAUGAAGCUUGUGAUCAGAAUUUAAGUAGAUAUUAUGCUAUGUGGAACAAACCCAGACCUGAGUCUUCAACCAUUGACAAAGAAUCUGCUUCAAAGAUUGCAAAUUUUGCUGAGAAGCAGCAUUUUUAUCGCGAAAUAGCGUCAGCUGCUGAAUCGGGAUGGGAUUUUAGCACGAGAUGGAUGAGGGACCACAAAGAUUUUACUACACUGGCCACAACUUCAAUCUUACCUGUGGAUUUGAAUGCUUUUAUACUUGGGAUGGAACUGAAUAUUGCCUUCUUGGCAAAAGUUACAGGAGAUGAUACCAUCUCUGAGCAGUUUUCAAAGGCUUCUCUAGUGAGAAAGAAGGCAAUGGAAUCUGUUUUCUGGAAUGGUGAGAUGGGACAAUGGUUUGAUUACUGGCUCAACCGAAGCUCCUGUGAGGAGGCUGAAACAUGGAAUGUUGAGAAUCAGAACCAGAAAAUAUUUGCUUCCAACUUCAUUCCCUUAUGGAUAGAGACGUUUCGUUCAGAUGGUUUUGUGGUAGAAAAAGUGAUGAGAAGUCUUCAAAGUUCAGGUCUUCUUUGUGCCUAUGGAAUAGCAACUUCUCUGACAAACUCAGGAGAACAAUGGGACUUUCCAAAUGGGUGGGCUCCAAUCCAACAUAUGAUUAUUGAAGGUUUGGCAAAAUCAGAAUCAAAAGAAGCAAGAUCAAUGGCUGAGGAUAUUGCUGUGAGGUGGAUCAGAACUAAUUAUGUGACCUACAUGAGAACACAAACUAUGCAUGAGAAAUACAAUGUGGAAAACUGUGGAGACUUUGGAGGUGGUGGUGAAUAUGUCCCCCAGACUGGUUUUGGUUGGUCGAAUGGAGUAGUAUUGGCGUUGCUGGAAGAGUUUGGAUGGCCUGAAUACUUAAGGAUCGACAUUUGAUUUUCUUACAGAAGAACUUUAGAAUUUUCCAAAUUGAGUUCUCAAUAUUGGAAAUUGAUCAUUCUGUAAGUAGCUAAGUAGCUAUGAUUAGGGUUCAAGGUCUACUAAUUGGGCUAGUGGCAUGGUUGUCUAUAGGAUUAAUUGGAUGAUCUAGUUGAAAACAUAUUUAUUGCAGUCAUUUUUUAUUUUAAUAUAUUUUUCUA